AUGGCUUCUCGGAUUCCCCAGUUCAACCAGCAGGUCCUUUACGACACUACGCCCUUGCCGGACUCGAUCCCCAAGGUCAAGGAGCUCGGUGCCAGUUCUGCCCCGCUUAUCCGGUGCCGCGAAUACAACGAUGAUUUCAUGCAGUGCAAGAACGAGAACCCUGGAAAGGGCGAGUUUGAGUGUUUGAAGGAGGGCCGAAGGGUUACCCGAUGUGCCCGGAGCGUUAUCGCCGACAUCAACAAGUCAUGCCUGGAAGAGUUCCGCAAGCACUGGACAUGCCUUGAGGACAACAACCAGCAGCUCUGGCAAUGCCGUCCUGCCGAAUGGAAGUUGAACAAGUGUGUGUUCGAGAACUUGGGUCUCAAGAAGGAAAUCCCCGAUCAGCCUCCCAACGUCACACCCGUGCAUCUCAGGAAGCAGAUGAUCUAUGCCCAUUGGCCCAUCCCCCGUUCCGCCGAGGUCUUCGUCCCCCCAAGUGACAACAACAAGGCACCAUCCGCCGCUUCGUCAUCGUCGUAA
Messenger RNA from Sordaria macrospora k-hell, 519 nucleotides. The record is from RefSeq and is a predicted model, not a curated record. NCBI's taxonomy places the organism in Eukaryota, Fungi, Ascomycota, Sordariomycetes, Sordariales, Sordariaceae.